Loa loa (African eye worm) is the source of this 495-nucleotide messenger RNA. RefSeq lists its product as hypothetical. The coding region runs from base 13 to 276 and encodes 87 amino acids. The transcript is spliced from 2 exons. NCBI's taxonomy places the organism in Eukaryota, Metazoa, Nematoda, Chromadorea, Rhabditida, Onchocercidae. The record is from RefSeq and is a predicted model, not a curated record.
CAUGUUUUAGGAAUGUUUGGAAGACCUCCAUUCCUACGCUAUCCGCUGUGGCGUUUCACUGCGUUGACGGUAGUAGUUUCGUUUACGGUGUCAGGAUUUGUUUUUAUGAAGUUACGUCAUCAGGAAAACAUGCGACGAAAAAAAUGGGAAGAGUUCUUCAAGAACUACGAUGUAUAUGAGCAUGUGAAAGAAAUUUGCUCACAUUCACCUGGAAUAAUGCAUAGCUGCCCCAAAGACCUCGCUUUGGCAUAUGAAAAAGCUGGAUUGAAAAAUUAGUUGCGAAAUGCUUUUAAAUCGAUUUUUUUAGUGAUCCGGUUUAUUUUCAUUAAAAUAAUCCAUUUUUACGCUACCUUAGAUCCAUGAAGUUGAUAAUUGUAUUGUUUCGGUUUUGAAACGUCACUGCUUUAUUAUGUUUAAAUAUGACGUCUGGCUCCGUAUUUAUAAUGCUGGAUGAAGUGAUGACUGCAUAAUAAAGUUAAGCAGUAAGGACAGGAG